UUUACGCCUUUUGUCCUAAAAGAAAGAAUAUGGCAUGAGCUAAAUGGUGCAUGAAGUAAUCGGCAGCGGCGGCAGAGCAGCGGAGCCAUUAUGAAAGAAGAGAUUUUGGAGAAGCUGUGGGAAGAAGUGAGGGAGCUAAGCCUGGGAAGCGCCACCACGGCGGUGGAGCGCCUUCAUUCCCCCCCGUCCCCACUCGACUUCCUCCGCCGAUUCGUCUCCCCGAACAAGCCAUGCCUCAUCUCCAACGCCACCCUCCACUGGCCCGCCGCUUCCCUCUGGUCCUCCUCCGACGCCCACCUCCUCCGCGCUCUCUCGUCCGCCGCCGUCUCCCUCCACAUCACCCCCUCCGGCGCCGCCGAUUCCCUCACCCCCCACCCCUCCGACCCCUCCUCCCUCUGCUUUGCCUCCGCCCACGUCCACUCCAUGCCCUUCCCCCUCGCUCUCCAAGCCAUCUACGCCUCUGAUUUGGGCGCCAAAUUCGUGGCCUACGCUCAGCAGCAGAACGAUUGCUUCCGCAGCGAGUACUCGGCGCUGAAGGAUGACUGCGAGCCCCACAUUCCGUGGGCCACCGAAGCCCUAGGGUGCCUCCCGGAGGCCGUCAAUCUCUGGAUCGGGAACGAACUCUCCCAGACGUCGUUCCACAAAGACCACUACGAGAAUCUCUACGCCGUGGUCAGCGGCGAGAAGCACUUCCUUCUGCUUCCUCCCACCGACUUCCACCGCAUGUAUAUUCGCGAGUACCCUGCUGCUCACUACUCUUACUCCGAGGAAACUGGAGAGUUCAAACUCGAGAUUGAGGAUCCAGUGAGGUAUGUGCCUUGGUGCAGUGUGGACCCUUACCCUACGCUCGAGAGGAGAGAGAGAGAAAUGUCAAAAUUUCCUUUGUAUUUCAAUGGACCAAAGCCAUUCGAAGUCACAGUUAAGGCCGGGGAAAUUCUUUACUUGCCAUGUAUGUGGUUUCAUCAUGUAAGACAGAGUCCAGACAGCUUAGGACGCACCAUUGCAGUAAACUAUUGGUAUGAUAUGCAGUUUGAUAUAAAAUAUGCUUACUUCAACUUCCUACAAUCAAUCCCACUCCCAUCAUCUCAUGACUUGACACUUCAUGAAGUAAGCUGUGGAUCGUCAACAGAUGCAUCUAUUUGCACUUCAGGAGGUGAAUCAGAUGUCAAUGCUGUGGAAAGCAAACUUCCAGCAGAAAACAAUGAUGACAGUGAGGAAGAAUGAGCAGUAAUUUGCUUGCAAGUUUGGUUUGAUCUUCAAAAGGCUUAUGAUGACAAGGUGUGCAGUUUAGUACACUGGAAACGGUGGCAAGAGGUGGAAAUAGAUAGGAUGUCAUUCAAAAAUUUCUCUUCAGAUUGAAGCCAAAUAUCCUUAUCAGGACUUGAUGCAACCGAUCAGUUUGUUCCAAAAAAGUCAGAGCGAGAGAGAGAGAGAUUAUCAAUACAUUAAGAAGUAGAAACUGCUAUAUUACCCAACUGCUUUUGCCUGCCUCAGAAUAUGGUUAUGUUUCUUUU
Messenger RNA from Diospyros lotus (date-plum), 1514 nucleotides. RefSeq names its product lysine-specific demethylase JMJ32. The coding region runs from base 91 to 1224 and encodes 377 amino acids. The transcript has 4 exons. Gene Ontology annotation, molecular function: 2-oxoglutarate-dependent dioxygenase activity. NCBI's taxonomy places the organism in Eukaryota, Viridiplantae, Streptophyta, Magnoliopsida, Ericales, Ebenaceae. The record is from RefSeq and is a predicted model, not a curated record.